GGAGGCUGAAAGAAAGAAAAAAAAGAAUGAAAGAAAGAGAGAAAGAGGGCACUGUUUGAGGAAACAUUGGUAUUUCCUAUUUGAUGAUGGAGGAACUGAAUCUGUGAGGGGACGGGCGCAACCAUCUGAAUGUGAAGGAGGCAAAAUGGCAGACGAUAUCCGCACUAAAAUAGAAAACUUCAAAACUGCUCCAUUCGAUGCCCGGUUCCCCAAUCAGAAUCAGACCAAACACUGCUACACCAACUAUCUGGAUUAUCAUCGCUGCAUGAAGGCUAAGGAUAGCAAAGGACAAGAUCAGUAUCCCUGUGAAUGGUACCGUCGUGUUUAUAGGUCAAUGUGCCCGCUGAAAUGGGUUGAAAAGUGGGACGAACAGAGAGAGAAUGGAACAUUCCCGGGGAAAAUCUAAGCUAUGGGCUCUGCUCAGUACAGUAGUCCUGUCAAUGCCUGUGUCAGUGCUUUAUACUGUCCAAUGAUACUAUUUGCAUCUGUCAUUAAGUGAAGAGCAAUUCCUUUUUAUGUUCAUUAAAUCUUCCAAAACAAAA
Messenger RNA from Xenopus laevis (African clawed frog), 542 nucleotides. It is a transcript of the gene cox6b1.S, whose product is annotated as cytochrome c oxidase subunit VIb polypeptide 1 (ubiquitous) S homeolog. The record is from RefSeq and is a predicted model, not a curated record. The transcript has 4 exons. Gene Ontology annotation, cellular component: respiratory chain complex IV; mitochondrion. NCBI's taxonomy places the organism in Eukaryota, Metazoa, Chordata, Amphibia, Anura, Pipidae. The coding region runs from base 146 to 406 and encodes 86 amino acids.